Messenger RNA from Protopolystoma xenopodis, 1536 nucleotides. The record is from the annotation of a GenBank genome assembly. Lineage: Eukaryota; Metazoa; Platyhelminthes; Monogenea; Polystomatidea; Polystomatidae.
CGGGACCUGCUGUACGCCAGUCAGGCGCAGUGUCUCUACGCCCUGGACCACUUGGGCAUCGGAGGCCUGGCCGAGUUCAUCUGCGAGGCCGAGGAGUGGGCAGAGCAACUGGAGACCUGGACGGAUGAGCGGAUCCGGGCGUCGCCGCUCUACGGUCUGCCGAUCAGUCUGAAAGAGUGCGUCUCCGUGGCCGGCUACGACAGCCCCUCGGGCCUGGUCAAGAACGUGGGCAGACCGAAUCGGGCCGACUGUCUCGUGACGCGAUUGUUGAAGGAUCAGGGCGCGAUCCCGUUCAUCUUGACGGCGAUGCCGCCGUCGGGUCUGGCCAUGGACAGCUGCAAUCCGGUCUACGGGCGGGUGACGAAUCCGCACUCGCUGGCGCACACGUCGGGCGGCAGUUCGGGCGGCGAAGGGACGCUGAUCGCGGCCUACGCCUCGCCCUGUGGCCUGGGCACCGACAUCGGUGGCAGCAUCAGAAUCCCGGCCGCCUUCUGCGGCGUCGCCGGACUGGCACCGUCGCAGAAUCGCAUCAGCAACAAAGGCAUGAACACCCUGACUCGGUACCAUGUCUUGCACAUGCGCAUCUCCAUCGGCCCGAUGGCUCGCCACGUCGACGAUCUCGUCUUGUUGAUGCGCGCCCUCCUCACCGCCGACAUGUUCGGUCUGGACCCCUCGGUGGUACCGAUUCCCUUCAACGAGUCGCUCUACGCACCAGCCGUACCGCUGGCGCACCAACUCACCAUCGGCCAUUACGGCUGCUUCGAGAACACGCAUUGUGUGAAGUCGGUGCCCGCAAUCCGACGCACUGUCGACCUGGCCAGACGGAUUCUGGAGGCGCGAGGCCAUCGGCUGGUAGAGUUUCAUCUGCCCAGUCCCGAGGAGGCCUAUCGCCUCGGUGUGCUCGCCAUCUGUCUGGACGGCGGACAGGCAGCCAUGGACGAGCUGCACGGAGAGCCGAAUAGCACCAAUGAUCUGGCCAGCUACCUGGUGCUCCGGUUGCCAAGGCCGGCCAAACUCCUUUUCGCCCGAGUGCUGGGAUGGCACUUUGGUCUGCCGGUGCGUCAGGCCAUCUCGGGCACCUUCGGUUUGGCGAGUCUGCACGAGCUGUUUCAGUACACCCGACAGGUCGAGGCCUACCGCGAACGGGUCUGGCAGACUUGGGUGGGCGUCCACGAUCGGCCCUUGGACGCGUUGAUCUGCCCGGUAAUGCCGAUCGUGGCGCCUAGGCUGGACGAGGACACAGUGUACACUCUGCCCGCCAUCGGGUAUACAAUGGCCUACAACAUACUCGGCUGGCCGGCGGGAAGUCUGCCCGUCUCCCGGGUCUGUGUGGAGGACCUCGAGGCGACCAGUGCCGAGGCCUCACGAUUGCGCCGGCUCGGCGACAAGUUCAACGCCCGAGUCCACGAGGGCCAGGCGGACUCGUUGAACUUGCCGAUCGGAGUUCAGAUUGUGGCGCCUCCAUUUCGCGACGAAGUUGUGCUGCGAGUCAUGAAGGAGCUGGAAGAGGAUGCCCAGUUUUGGCAGUCAAAAUGA